AUGGCUCACGAAAACGUCUGGUUCUCUCACCCAAGAAGAUACGGUAAAGGUUCUCGUCAAUGUCGUGUCUGUGCUUCUCACUCUGGUUUAAUCAGAAAGUACGACUUGAACAUCUGUCGUCAAUGUUUCAGAGAAAAGGCUAGUGACAUCGGUUUCCACAAGUACCGUUAA
Arxiozyma heterogenica is the source of this 171-nucleotide messenger RNA. RefSeq lists its product as uncharacterized. Gene Ontology annotation, cellular component: cytosolic small ribosomal subunit; ribosome. Lineage: Eukaryota; Fungi; Ascomycota; Saccharomycetes; Saccharomycetales; Saccharomycetaceae. The transcript has a single exon. Gene Ontology annotation, molecular function: zinc ion binding; structural constituent of ribosome. Bases 1 to 171 code for a protein of 56 amino acids. Gene Ontology annotation, biological process: translation. The record is from RefSeq and is a predicted model, not a curated record.